Molecule: messenger RNA, 4217 nt
Organism: Antechinus flavipes (yellow-footed antechinus)
Lineage: Eukaryota; Metazoa; Chordata; Mammalia; Dasyuromorphia; Dasyuridae
Gene: SLC67A2
Product: major facilitator superfamily domain containing 9
Exons: 6
Coding region: 125-1519 (464 amino acids)
Biological process (GO): transmembrane transport
Molecular function (GO): transmembrane transporter activity
Source: RefSeq, a predicted model, not a curated record
GCUGAGUCAGCUGGACCCGCUUCCUGACCUGAGACGUCUUCCAGCUCCUGCAGCAUCGUCUUCCUCACAGCCCCACACCCCAAUUCCUUCCCCAUCCGGGGCUGAGCGCCUCUCUGAAUGGAGGAUGGGGGCGGUUGCUCCCAGAGCAGAGCUUCGGUCUGCCGAGGACCAGGAGCGGGAGGAGGCGGGGACCUCGGCUCAGUCCUACCGGCUUGGCAGAUUUUUGUGUUAUCUCUACCUGGUAGGCUUCCUGGAUUUUUUUGGUGUAAGCAUGGUAGUUCCUUUAUUAAGUGUUCAUAUCAAAUCCCUUGGAGCAAGCCCAACUACUGCAGGAGUAGUAGGAUCCCUUUAUGGUGUUCUGCAACUCUUUUCUAGCACAAUAGUGGGUUGCUGGAGUGAUGUCGUAGGAAGACAUUAUUCGCUGCUUGUGUGUAUUCUGUUCAGUGCUUUAGGUUAUCUCCUCCUGGGUAUAUCUACCAGCCUCCUCUUAGUUGCCAUUGCUAGAAUUCCUGUUGGUAUAUUCAAGCACACGCUCUCAAUCUCACGAGCUCUUCUUUCGGAUCUGGUUUUAGAAAGAGAACGGCCACUGGUAAUAGGGAAAUUUAAUACAGCAUCAAACAUGGGUUUUAUCUUGGGUCCUAUGGUCGGUGGAUAUUUUACUGAGUUAGAAGAUGGAUUUUAUAUAACAUCCUUCCUCUGUUUCUCUAUCUUCAUUCUGAAUGCUGGUCUUGUCUGGAUAUUUCCAUGGAAUGACACAAACCUGAUUAGGAUGAAAAAUAGCAGGCAAACCAGCAACAGAUUUCCUUCAAACUUCCUGAAAAAAGCAAAAAACAAAUUACAGACUUCUUCAACUAAUGGCUCCAUCACAUCUCAGUCAGUAACUUGGCAGCUGUGGAUUCAAAUUGUGUCUGUGUUAAGAGAUAUCAAGAACGUGAUAUUCUCUGAAAUGUGGGACAUCUUUUCAGUGCGCUUUCUGAUGGCUCUGGCUGUUAUGCUGUACUACAGUAACUUUGUUCUGGCAAUUGAGGAGCGCUUUGGGAUAAAACCCAGGCUGACUGGGUACAUUAUUAGUUACAGCAGUGCCCUGGGAGUACUAGCAGGUUUUGUUUUAGGACCAAUAAUGAGACUCUAUAAACACAAUACCUAUGUCAUUCUGUUACACUCAAGUGUUCUCACCUGUAUCCUAAUGCUACUUUACUCUACAACACUCAGCAUAUGGGUGGUCAUUUUCUGCUCCACUUUUUUAUCUUUUUCUACUGCUAUAGGCAGGAUUUGUAUCACAGAUCUUCAACUAACUGUAGGUGGGACUGAGGCUAGUGGAACUCUUAUAGGCCUAGGGCAGUCUGUGACAGCUGUGGGUCGGAUCAUUGCUCCUCUUCUCUCAGGAAUAGUCCAAGAGUUCAGUCCCUGUGGCCCCCCAACUCUAGGAUCAGCAUUAGCUUUACUGGCUAUCCUCAUAAUGAUUUUAAACAAAUCUCGUUAUAGUAAUGAUCAAAGUGUUAAGCUAAAAAGCCAAUAGGACAAUUUCCAUUAAAAGAGAAAUGAACAUUGUAAUGAAUGAGCCAAGGGAGAAUGCAUUAAUUAUUAAGGGCUUUGUGAUAGUAAAUCAUAGAAAUAAUACCUUUAAAGAAAAAGGUGGUGUGAAAACAAAGAAAGAGGAUCUUCAGGUAUAUAAGAAGCAUUACUAUCAGGUUCCUGAUGGAAUCUCUGUGUUUCUACAGACAAAAUCAGAAAUCAAAGCAGGAAUGUUGAUACUUAAGUUUCAGAGAAAACAUUCAUCAGAAGGAGGAUCGGUAUGAAAUUUGUACAUACAAGUUUCAUCUGCUGGUUAACAUUUUUAAAGGAAAUAAAAUACCAUUGUUGAGCUUGGAAGAAGCUUAGAAUGCAUGCAAGUAAACUCUUUGGAUUGCCAAAACAGGUUACUUAGAAGAACGGAAGUAGCUAUUAAGACUUGCUCAAUAUAUCAAAAUAAAAUUGCACUUCAAGAAGAAAACAUCCAAAAUUGGAUGAAUAGCAAUGCCUUAUUUAUAGCAGCAGAGUAUUUAUACAAAUUGUCUCCUCCAUGUAAAUUUUAAAGAAGUUGGAAAGAGAGACAAAUUCCAUUAAGCAGUUUGUCAUUUUUUAAGUAGAUUGACUGACUUCUUAUGCUUGAUUGAUUUUAAAGAUUUUCUUAAAAUUGUGUUUGCACUAAGUGGUAUUUAGAAUUUUAUCAGCUCACUUUUUUGAAAUCUAGAUUGUUUGAUCCUGUCCCAUAUGUAUUAGGUUUUCUCUAAAUCAUUAUUUCCAGAGGAUUCCCUCAGGACUUGAAGUUCAGCCAAGAUGAACUUAUCUGAAACUCAGUAUUGUAGAACAGAACAUUACCUAAAAUAAGGAAACCUUAUUAAUAGCAAAGUUGUAUGAUCAGGUAAGAUCUCCCAUUUCACAUGUUAUUAAAUAGUAUAAAGAAAUCUUAGGAUUAUUUUGAAAAUCUGUUUGUUAUACAUGUGUGUGGGAACAGGAGAGAUUUUCAGUAUUCAACAAGGAGAAACAAUACAACUUCUUCUAGCUCUAAUUAUUACAUACUUAAAUUACACUUAUCUAUAUACUUCUUAGGAGCCCAAAAGUGAGCUCAAGAAUGAGAGGAUGAUGCAGCUCAUAAUAGACACUUAUACACCUACUGAAAUAUAUAUAUUCAGUUUCUUGGUUUAAAAAGUUUAAGUGAUAUUUAUUGACUAUGACCUAGGGCAAACCACUUAGCUCCAUUAGUAUCUGACAAAUCUCUAAAAUUAUAAGUUGCAAUAAGGUGCCUAUUUUCAUUAAGAGAUAAAAGUUUCUUACAAUGAUGAAAUCUCACACCUAAUAAUUGAUUGAUUGAUUUUUCUACAAUAGCACUUAUCAAUAUUUAAUAAACCCACCAAAAAAGUGCAUUUCCCCAAAACAGUUUGCUUAACUAUAGGAUUUCUUUUCAAAAAGGAAAGUGAAAUAUUCAUGGUGAAAAUGAAAAGAUAAUAUUUUCCAGAUUGAAAGUUUUUCCAUUUUCUUCUACUGGAAAGAUGCAAUUGAUUCAAUCAGCUGUGAUUGAACUGAACAAAUUAAAUUAUAAUUCCAUAAGUAUGAAGCACCUUCUGGAUAAUACAUAAUGUGUUUGGUUCUGUAAGAAAGAUAUUCUAUUUUUUUAGGUUACCUAUAGUCUUAUGGGGAGAAGAGAACAUGGCAUCGUGGAUUUAGAUCUAGAAGGGACCUUAGGUUUCACUAGUCCAACCCAUCAUUUUGCAGAUGAAAAAAACAGAACCAGAUGGGAAGCACUGAAGUACAAUGGAGAGAAUGCACAAUUUACAAUCAUGAGAUCUAAUUUUAAAUCCUAACUUUGUCAAUUUACUCUCUCCCUGACCUAUUUUCUCCGGGCCUCACCCUUUCUCAUCUGUAAAAUGAAAAAAAUAGGACAAAAUGGAUCUCUAAGGCCCUUUUGAGCUGUAGAUUUACAAUUCUAAGAUCCAUGAGUAAGAAGGCAGUUACAUACAAUAAAAGUUGAAGAGCUGGAAUUGUAAUAGGGGAGUGGGUUGUGAAAUAGAACUGCUGAAUCUUUCCCCACACAAAUCAAAAUACAGUUCUUCCAAAGGAAAUUUCAAAUGUAGACGUAUUUUUAUGCAUAGCAAUUAAUUUUAGUUUAUAUCUGAAGUCAGUAGCCUGUAAUAUCUGUGAGACUGUUAUGAUGCACAAAAGCAAAAAUUAUAUAAUCAAUAAGAUUCUGAACAGAGAGAUCCAGAGUUUGACCUUUUGUUUAUGGAUAAAAAUAACUAGCAUUUAGAUAGCACUUUAUGGUUUGCAAAGCACUUUCCAUGUGUUCUCAUUUCAUCUUCAUAUCAACGCUGUGAAGUAGGUGCUAUUAUACUCAUUUUAUAGAUAAGGAAAUAGAUUAAAUAACUUGCCCAGGUUCAUAAGAUAAGGACCCCUUUGGGGGAUUUCUAGGCAGGAUUCAAACCCAUGUUUUUCCCGACUCCAAGAGUAGCCUUCUUUGUCCUGCAGAUAAAGUGAAAUGAAAUGUUCUUCAAUACAUCCCUGCACUACUUGCUGUCUAAUUAAUAUGAUUUUUAAGGCUUAUGGUAUAUGUUCUCAGGGAGACACCAGCUGAUGCUACCUACUAUUAAAAUUUUUAUAGGGUUUUUUCUUCUAAAUGAUUUUUGUAAUUUUUUUCUAAAAUACAAAACACAAUAAACUAUUAAUAUGAAAAAAAAUAA